AUGGGUGACUGGACUGAUACAUCAUCUGUGUCUAACAUCAACCAGGAGUCUUCUCUAGAAAUGCUCCCUCUGCAAACAUCGCUAUCUCUAGUUUCUUCAGAUCCUCGCCUCUCUCCUGAUGAACCUAGAUCAAACUCUGACAAUCUCCGUGAAUCUCCCACCAAAAGUGCCAGUUCUCAAGAAACUUGGCCUACAACUGAUGCAACUGCAGCAAAAAAGAUGGAGAAUGGGAAAGCUGAGACUAAUUGCCUUGAGCAGUCAGUUAUUCGCCAUGUUUCUAGUGUGGACAAAAUUACUCUUCAGGACAUUGCAAGAGAAAGUGUUGAUAUAAUCUGUGAAAAAAUACAUCGUGUACCUGAGGGAUUUCUGGAAGAGCUGAAGAAUGGACUUCGAGUUAUCCUUGAGCGUGGAAAUGUUUCACAUUAUAGAGAGGAAUUUUUUCUUUUGCGGAAUCUUGUUCAGAGAAGACUUGAUUUAACUGCCAAGACACUGAUUAGAGCACAUCGUGUGCAGCUUGAAAUCCUUGUUGCAAUGAUUACUGGAAUUCAGGGAUUUUUGCAUCCUAGCACCAGUUUAUCACAGACUUCCCUGAUUGAGAUCUUUGGGUAUAAGAGAUGCAGAAACAUAGCAUGUCAAAACCAGCUUCCAGCUGAUGAUUGUACCUGUGAAAUAUGCACAAACAGUAAUGGUUUCUGCAAUCUUUGCAUGUCUGUAAUCUGCAGCAAGUUUGACUUUGAAGUGAAUACAUGCCGCUGGAUUGGAAGUGAUUGGUGUUCUCACUGGACUCACACAGAUUGUGCCAUAAUCCGUGAGCAACUCAUUUGCAUGGGCCCUUCUUUGGAAAGCGAAGAAGGACCAAGUGAAAUGGUUUCUAGGUGUCCAGCAUGCAAGAGGACUUCAGAACUGUGGGGUUGGGUUAAAGAUGUCUUCCUAAACUGUGCACCAUCAUGGGAUGGAGAGGCCUUAAUGAGGGAACUUGAUUAUGUUAGUAGGAUCUUUCAUGGUAGUAAAGACCCAAGAGCAAGGAAACUAUUUUGGAAGUGUGAUGAUCUCAGGGAAAAAUUGAAAAGUGAAAAAAUGGAAUCAAAAGCUGCUUCCAGGGCUAUAUUGAUGUUUUUCCAAGAAUCUCAAGCAGAUGGGAGCAUUGGAGAGAAGAAACCUAAAUUAUCUGGGGAAGAUAGACCUUAUAUGACAGAGUUGAGUGGAUACAAUUUUGAGACCCCGUUCUUUGACAUUGAAUACAAUGGAGCUGUAAGAACUUCACAAUCAUGGGAGAAGGAAUCUGUUUCAACUGAAGAUGGUUAUCAAUGGAGGACGUAUGGUCAAAAAGACAUCCUGAAUGCCAAAUAUCCAAGGAACUACUACAGAUGCACUCACAGAUAUGAUCAAGGUUGCCUAGCAACAAAACAGGUGCAGAGAAUUCAAGAGGAUCCUCCACUUCACAGGACAACCUAUUAUGGAAACCACACUUGUCGUCACGACAGCUCAUAUAAGCUAUUCCGAGGCAAAGAGAAGAUAAGUGAGGCAAAAUGCUCAUGGUCAUUAUUACCUGACAGUUCUGACAAAAGCACUGAUAGAACGACAAAUUCAUGUUCACACGAGUAUUCUGGCCCGUCCUGAAUUUCUAAUACAUAGUUUCAGUUAAUUAAAAUUUUGUAUUUGAGUUCUAUACCCACGACAACUGAACUUAUCAAGGAGAGGAAACAUAAGACUAGCUAAAUAAAUAUUGGAGGAGUGUAGAGUGUUUAAGUAUGAUUUUU
This is a messenger RNA of Gastrolobium bilobum, 1760 nucleotides long. RefSeq names its product OBERON-like protein. Gene Ontology annotation, cellular component: nucleus. The coding region runs from base 1 to 1620 and encodes 539 amino acids. The record is from RefSeq and is a predicted model, not a curated record. Lineage: Eukaryota; Viridiplantae; Streptophyta; Magnoliopsida; Fabales; Fabaceae. Gene Ontology annotation, biological process: regulation of DNA-templated transcription. Gene Ontology annotation, molecular function: DNA-binding transcription factor activity; sequence-specific DNA binding. The transcript has 5 exons.